UCCCCAAACACUCAUUGUGUACAGACAGCCCUAUCGAGUUACGUACACCAGCUAGUCACAAACGCACCCCACGUUGUAUGCCCGCUUUCUUUGCAUCACCGUGGAUAACGGGGUUGGGUCCACCCCUGAUUUGCCUCUUAUUUUAUCUUUAGUUUGUACCACUGUGUUUAUUUUUUACUCUUCAUAAAGACACAUAUCGUGGCGGCAAUUUGCCAGAACAGCUGCUCCCCGACCGAGUUUCACUUUCGUUUCCCGAAUGUAGUUUAAAAUAAUCAUGAUUCGAAAAACAAAAGGCAAGUUGCUGUGACUCGCGUCUACUCGGCUGCGGUUUCGGUGACGCCUUGUACCUCUCUCUCGCUCUCACCCCCCCCACCCUCCCCUUAUUUCAUUUUACCUUCGCCUUGAGAGCGACACUCUAGGCUCGAGUUGAAUUUGAGACAGUACCAGCAGUCAAAAUGUCCAAAAAACUAAGCAUGAAGCAGAGACGUGAAGUCGGGCUGCAGUUUAUAAGUUUUCUCCAGGAAAUAGGCCAGCAAGAUGUGACCGACAAAGCGCAACUUAAAUUCAUUUACAAUUCUCAGUUCAAGUGCAGAGAUGGUGUUUUGAGUGUGAAUUUCUCCGGUGUGAUUUAUGCUCUGAUGAAAUCGAACAGAGCCCGAGUGAGCAGCGGUGAGAUUUUCAUUAACUCUCAGAGGAGAAAGGUGGUGUAUGCCAACCAGUAUUGGCAUAAUUCCAACUCCACCGGCAACCUGGGAUCAGCACAGUCUCCGGCCGUUGUCCCUGAGCCUGGGAGGAGGGGCCGUGCCAAACACAUCAUCCGCCAGCUGAAACGCAACAGGGAAAUCUUGAUCAAAGACAAAGAUGGCAUAACGGUAAAGUCAGACUUUGACACCGAUUGGGGGAAGAUCCAAGUACCGGUCAGCUGCAAUAAGAGGGAAACUGUCGAGAUCAAGGUGACGAACGAGGGGACCAAUGCGGUGAAGUUUGUACGAUGUGAGAUGCUUCGCCGCUUCCACGUCUUCACCUUGAACGAUGAGAAGAAGGUGACUAAUUCCCAACCCUUGCAGCUGCAUGCAGGAGAAACCUAUAAAAUUGAAGUCAUUUGCUCGAUGAUGACUCGUGGCUAUUUCCCAGUAACACUGGUCUUUCAGUUCCAAGAUGAGAACUUAAAAACUUUUUACAUCAUUCGCUUCUUCUCGGCAAGGACAACUAGCGAGCUGUUUGAAGAAUUGAAGCCCACCGCUCCCUACAAGCCAACCCAGCAUUGCACCCUGCGAGCGACAGAAGAGAUUAUUGAAGAAGGAGAGAAGCCGGACUGUUUUGUCAACAACCAGUUGGAAAAAGAAAUCCCUCUUGGCAUAUACAAAUACUCUAAAAUCUUUCACAAAGCUGUGAAGAGCGGACUGGAGGAUAACCCUAAUCUCAAUCCUGAUGUGAAAUCUGAGAUUCAAAGGAUUAAUUCUUUACUGGCAUCUAAUGUGGAAUUUGAGAACUAUGCAGAGAGAUUCUCAUUGUUGCUCCAUCUGGAGGAGAUUCAGAUGGAAGUUGACAUUACAAAAUACAACAUGGAGAACGCCACAAUGACUCGGGAUGGAAGGUUUCUUGUUCUCAAGGUCCCUGGUGUUGCUGAAAAUAGACCCUCCGUGCUUCGAGGAGACCACCUGCUGGUGUCGAAGAGUGAUGACCACAGGCAACCAAGAACUUGCUACAAGGGCUACGUACAUCAAGUGGAGCUGGAAAGGGUCAAAUUGGGAUUUUCACAAAAGCUCGUGAAUGAUUUUAUACAAAACAUGAAGUUCAAUGUCUCGUUCACGUUUAACCGAUUCCCAUUAAAAAUGCAACAUCGCGCCACACAGUUAGCAAAGGACACUGGUCUAAUGAAUGUGCUCUUUCCAACGUAUUCCAACGACAUGUGCAUCCAUCCUUUGGACAGAGAGUUGAACUUUUAUGAUCGGUCUCUUGCGGAAAAUCCUGAACAAGCCAGAGCAGUCAGUUGUAUCGUUGCUGGGAUCUCCAGACCUGCUCCAUACUUGAUAUUUGGUCCACCAGGAACUGGGAAGACUGUCACUAUUGUGGAAGCGAUCAAACAGGUGCUGCGUUGUAUACCGACUGCUCGCAUCCUUGCUUGUGCACCAUCCAACAGCGCCACUGACCUCCUGUGCCAGAAAAUCAGUAGGUCUGUGGAAAAGAGAUACAUUUAUCGCAUCAACGCUGUCAGCCGGAGCUGGGACACUGUCCCCCCAGAUGUGAAGGAUUGCUCAAACUGGAAUGAAGAAAGUAGGAGUUUUGAGUUCCCAUCCAAAGAGAAACUAAUGCAAUAUCGAGUUAUUACGAGCACUUUGAUAACUGCUGGAAGGUUGGCCUCUGCAAAUUUCCCACCUGGCCAUUUCUCUCACGUGUUCAUAGAUGAGGCUGGACAUGCUGUUGAACCUGAAAGUAUCAUCGCCAUUGCAGGGUUGCUUGAUCCGAUGGAUGUGGAAAACAACAAAGAUGGUGGCCAGUUGGUCCUGGUUGGCGAUCCAAAGCAGCUGGGACCAGUGCUGAGAUCCCCCAUCGCCAUCAACCAUGGACUAGACUUGUCCUUGCUGGAGCGGUUAAUGAAUGGAAGAAACGCACUUUACCGCAAGAAUCCAGACGAUGGAUCCUACGAUCAAAAAUUUGUAACAAAACUUCUACGCAAUUACAGAUCCCAUCCUCAGAUCCUCAAGAUUCCUAAUGAAUUGUUCUACGACAUGGAGCUUGAAAAUCACCAGGAUCCAUUAAUCAGCAACUCUUACUGCCAGUGGGAACAUUUGCCAAAGAAGGAUUUCCCGUUAAUCUUCCAUGGAGUUCUUGGACUAGAUCAAAGAGAAGAAAAGAGCCCAUCCUUCUUCAAUAUUGAUGAGAUUGAUGAAGUGCUGCUCUACCUCAAACACCUGCUGCUCAACCAGGGGAAGAAGGGUAUCGGCAAGAUUUCGCCCAAAGAAAUUGGUGUGAUUGCUCCGUACAGGAAACAGGUGGAGAAAAUCCGAAGAGCGAUAAAUGUACUGGACAAGGAGCUGAAGGGGAUGAAUAACAUCAAGGAAUUGAAGGUGGGGUCGGUGGAGGAGUUCCAGGGCCAGGAGCGGAGGGUAAUCAUCAUUUCCACUGUCCGAAGCAGCAUUGACUACCUACAGAUGGAUGAGGAUUUCAACCUGGGAUUCCUCAAAAACCCAAAGCGGUUUAAUGUUGCAAUGACCAGAGCCAAGGCCCUGCUGAUAGUGGUUGGAAACCCUGUAAUCCUCGCCAAGGAUCGAAACUGGGACAAGUUUCUGAAUCACUGUGUGAUCAAUGAAGGUUAUAUCGGCCACAAAUUUGAAGAUGAUGAUAUUGAAAAUAACCUCAUUGAUAACCUUGCUCUGCUCCACCUUGGCACUGAAUUAACAGAAGGUCCUGAUAGCAUCAGCAUUAUCCAACAACAGCUGGAUCCACAAUGGAGGAGUGAAGUUUGAUUGAAUCUGCACAAGAAAACAUGUAUAGAACCCUGAGUGAUGGAAAUGGAAGACAAUGCUGUCUGUUAGGCAAAUCUUUAUACAAAUAUAUUUAAACCAGUUGGAAACUAAUUUCUCAAUUGAAUCUGGGCCAAAAAUGUAAUAAAUUUCAGAAUUGUGCAAAUUUUAAUAAUUUUCUACUAAUGUCUUUUUGUAGUUUUAUGUCAAUGCUGCAGUUCUAAAUUAAGGUUUCUCAGAAUAUUUUUCUAUGGCUGCAUUUGUACUAUUUUGGUAAAUAUUGAAGUAGUUUUUGAGUCGUAUGCAAUUCAAGUUCCAUUAUAAAUUGCUUGGACACUUUGAUACAGACUAGGAAUAUUCCACUUCUUGAUUUUGACCAGUGAACUGGCUUAAUUUGAUUAUACCCAGGUCACAGGGCUGGGCAAUUAGAAUGAGUAUGCAUCAACCAAAGAUCCUUAUUGCUCUUUGAAGUUCAUGUGGGCAAGCACAGACUUUAGGAAAGUGCAGAAUGCCCAAUAUCUUUCAUAUUUAUCUGGCCCAGUUCUCUUGGUGACUGCACAACAAUAAAACAGGUUGGUAAAAUGUGAAUGGGAAAUACUUGUCAGAUCUGCUACCUAAUCAUUUGCCUUUGAUUAGUAUUUGCUUCAUUUAAUCAACAGAUAGCCUUUCUCCUAGGUAGUCAUCCUCAUAUUGGGAAGCAAGUUAAGAUGAAGAGAAUUUAAAAUAGUUGCACUAUAGAUGUGAAUUUCUUUUUUCUUUCCUCCCAACACCCAAAUCCACGUUUCCUCAUUUUUAGUUUCAUUAAAGAUGAAAUGCGACUAAAUGUGGUGGCAGUGAUUGUUGGCAGUGUGUAUCUUGAAUGUUUUGUCUGUGGAAUCCAAUGGAAAGUUCAAAUAAAGUGUAUUGUAUAAAAU
Messenger RNA from Amblyraja radiata (thorny skate), 4381 nucleotides. RefSeq names its product Mov10 RNA helicase. Gene Ontology annotation, molecular function: 5'-3' RNA helicase activity; ATP hydrolysis activity; RNA binding. The transcript has 22 exons. The coding region runs from base 456 to 3470 and encodes 1004 amino acids. The record is from RefSeq and is a predicted model, not a curated record. Lineage: Eukaryota; Metazoa; Chordata; Chondrichthyes; Rajiformes; Rajidae.